AUGGCUACAUCAAUCGAGGCGUCUGAUUUCGUUGAUUGGGGAUUUGGACAAGCGAAAAAGAACAAGAAGUCGAAGAAAAAGCUAAAAGCCAGCAUGCCACCUUUAGCUUCACCACCACCCGUAAGGGAGAUCAUUUGGGACACUGAAAAGCCUGCAGAAAAGGUUUCGUAUGAUGAUGAAGACAGGUUCUGUGAGCCUGAGGCUGCGACAGAAUAUGAUCUAUCAGCAAGAGACACGGAACCUUCUCAGUCUUGCGACAUACCAGCUCCUGGUGCUAAAGAAGAACCCAUCAGCGGGAAGCCUGAUGAAUGCGAAGCGGCUGUAGAAGCCAUACCAGGGACAUCAGAUUGGGAUUUUGUGGCUGCAGCAGAGCCAUCAGUAGAUGACGCGCCGACGGAAGGCAGAUUCUGGCCAGAAGAGGAUAGUGCAGCUGCAGAAACAGAGCCGACGAGAGAAUAUGAAGAACCGGCAGAAGAGGCUAGACCUGCGGAUGAGGAAGAAAACGGAGAGCCGAAGCCUGAUGAUGGCUAUAUGCAAGAGGGGCAAAAAAUAGCAAGCCUACCAUUCAGCAGCCCGUAUAGGUUAAUGGCAUAUCUACAGCAGAUCCUCGAGGAGGCAUGUUUUGCUUGUGGACGGAAAACUUGGCCGGAAUUACUACGCAAGCAUAACUGGGACUGUGUAGAAGCCGUAUCGCUUACUAUGUGGGUGAAAGAAUUGGAGCAUUUACAGCAUACUUUCGAUAUGCAACCAAGCAGAGGUCUUCUGCAAUCAAUAGCUGAAGUCCAAACCAUAGCCAUCGAACGUAGGCCUAUCAACUGGCCAAGGAUGAAGAAGUUCUUUGACGAUGCUGUCGAGCUUACCGAGAUGUUGAAUGUCAAAGAGUAUGGGGAAAUCAUUACAGAUAUUCGACUUAAUAUUGGAAAAACAAUCGAGGGCCUGAGCCGGAACGAAGAGGAGGCACAAAGUCAAGCGGAGAAGAAUAUGCAGUGCAUUAUCGAGGAACGAAGAAAGCUAGAUGAGCGGGAGGCAGAGGUUCAAAAGGGCAAGGAAAAAAGUACAAAAGAGUUCCGGAGAUCGGCUGAACGGGAGGUUAAGAGAGUGUUAGAGGAGGCAAAGAAAACAUUAGAGACGACGGCAUUUUUCUCAAGCUUAGAGACUAAGGAAAGCUAG
This is a messenger RNA of Fusarium proliferatum ET1, 1170 nucleotides long. RefSeq lists its product as uncharacterized. Lineage: Eukaryota; Fungi; Ascomycota; Sordariomycetes; Hypocreales; Nectriaceae. The record is from RefSeq and is a predicted model, not a curated record. The coding region runs from base 1 to 1170 and encodes 389 amino acids. The transcript is spliced from 2 exons.